CCUUUUUAUAAUGCAAACAAUAACAUCUGAUGUUGUGUUUGACUAAGGAGAGUUGUGGGCAAUUAGCAGCCCCAAAGAACACAUGGAGAAUCUGUAAGGAUGAGCUGAGCUACAGACAAGGUGCCAGAUCAGUAUGGUACAUUAAGUCCUUAAAAAGCUGGUGGUAAAAAAUAUAAGCAAGCAGGAUGGGGAACUUCACAUUUAAUUGAACUGUAAAAAACAUCAGUUUGGCUGUGGCUAGCCUAAGUGACUUAAAUUAAUAACUCAUCAAUUCAUAACUGAAUUGUCUUUGGAUAAUCUCAAGAUUAUUUUCUUUUUCUUUUUUUUUUCUUUUUUUUUGUUGUUGUUGCAACAACAUAGCAACAAUUCUGCUGAUUUUCUUAUGUAAUCUACAGCGUCUACGUACAUCAUCUUCUGCCAUGAAGUUGUUGUUUAAAUUACAGACUCUAAAAUCCUUGUGGACUCUGAAGCCUCCUAAUAGGACUUUCCACGGACACCCCAGGCUGCUUGCCUCUGAUGUAUAUUCACAGUACGAGUCUGUCAGGCGGGGCGAACAGGAAAUACCAAAGUACUUUAACUUUGCAAGUGAUGUACUGGACAAAUGGUCUGAGAUUGAAAAGGCUGGAAAAAGACCAUCAAACCCUGCCUUUUGGUGGAUAAAUGGAAAAGGAGAAGAAGUGAAGUGGAGCUUUGAGGAGCUGGGGUUCCUGUCUCGGAAAGUGGCCAAUGCGCUGACUAAAGUAUGCGGACUGCAGAAGGGGGACAGAAUUGUUGUGAUCCUGCCACGAAUCCCAGAAUGGUGGCUGGUGAACGUGGCUUGCAUGCGAGCAGGAAUUGUCUUAAUUCCGGGAAUAUCCCAAUUAUCAGCCAAAGACAUAUUAUAUCGACUCCAGGCGUCAAAGGCCGCAUGCAUCAUUACCGAUGACACACUGGCUCCUGCCGUGGACUCAGUGGCAUCUGAGUGUCAGUUUCUGAAAAGCAAGCUAAUCGUGUCCAAAGGCAGGCGGGAGGGAUGGCUGAACUUCACUGACCUGUACAAAAACCAAUCUGCUGACCAUUCCUGCGUUAAAACAAGGAUUCGAGACUCAAUGAGUAUCUUCUUUACCAGUGGAACCACGGGUUCUCCAAAGAUGACUGAACAUUCCCAGGGUAGUCUUGGUUUCAGACCCCUUUUAAGUGAAAGGUACUGGUUGGAUUUGACUCCCUCAGACGUGAUAUGGAACACAGCAGACACAGGAUGGAUAAUGGCUUCACUGGCAUCUGUUUUUGAUCCCUGGGUUUUUGGAUCAUGCAUCUUUAUACAUAGACUACCACAGAUUGAAUCAGCAGCCAUCCUAAAUACUCUCUGCAGAUUCCCCAUUGACACACUGGUUGGUGCUCCAACAUUGUUCCGCAUGCUGGUGCAAAAUGAUCUCUCCAACUACAAAUUCAUGAACCUGAAGCACUGCAUAAGUGGAGGGGAGCCACUCAACCCAGAAGUCAUCGUGCAGUGGAAAAGCAAGACUGGGCUGGACAUCCAUGAAGUAUAUGGCCAGACCGAAACGGGAGUAAUCUGCUCUGUUUUUAAAGGAAUGAAGAUUAAACCUGGAUCAAUGGGGAAGGCAGCUCCCUUUUAUGAUGUUCAGAUCAUAGACAAAAAUGCUAAUAUUCUGCCUCCAGGACAACAGGGGGAAAUUGCUGUCAGAAGCAAACCGAUAAGACCACUUGGUUUGUUCUCUGAAUAUGUAGAUAACCCUAAGAAAACAGCAGAAAGUGAACGUGGGGACUUUUAUGUCACUGGAGACAGAGGGACUAUGGAUGAAGAUGGGUAUUUUCAGUUUAUUGGAAGAGACGAUGACAUCAUCAUUUCUUCAGGGUAUCGCAUUGGGCCAUUUGAAGUAGAGAGUGCCCUGAUAGAGCACCCAGCAGUAGCAGAAACAGCUGUUGUCAGCAGCCCAGAUGCCCUCAGAGGAGAGGUUGUGAAAGCAUUUGUGGUCCUGUCCCCGACCUUUUCAGCCAGUGACCUGGAGAGCUUAACCUGUGACUUGCAGGAGCAUGUCAAGAAAACUACCGCUCCAUAUAAAUACCCUAGAAAGGUGGAAUUUGUCCAAGAGCUGCCAAAGACAGUCACUGGGAAGAUCAAGAGGAAUGAAUUAAGAAACAAAGAGUGGGGACGGAUGUAGUAUUGUUUGGAAUUUAACAGAACUUCUUUCAUUCUGUUAAAACUAUAUAAAUUUCUCUGAUAGAACUGCCCUCCUUCUGACCUAUUUUUGUUAAAUGCCUGAGCAUCAAAAACUAUAGAUAAGACCAAGAUGUGAUGUUUGUGCCUGCUUGCAAAACUUCUAAUGUCAGUACCAUGGUUUCCGUUCCUGAAGCACUGCUGGGAAAGAGAACAAACCAUACAACUCCGUUCUAGUCCUGAAUGUCCAUAGGUUCACCAGAAUUUGGCUGGUGACCCAUCUCUUUUAGAUAGCAUCCAAGAUCAGUGAAGAGAUGUUGCUGAUAUCGAUUGUCUAGCUCCAAGCUGCAGAAAAGGGAGGCAUGGAUUUGAGUGGUUCAAAUGCUCUGUCCUUAAAUGCAGCAUGUUUAAACUGAAUGCAGCUCUCCUAUCAUUUACUGAAGAUGGAAAGACUCCUCUUUAUUGACACUACCAUUUGACCUUCAUAAACCUUUCUUGUUUAAUACAUGUGUUGAUGACAAGCAGUGCCAGCUUCUCCCAUGCUUUUUCCACAAAUACUCUCUCAUACAGAGGUAGCUUCAUUGUUCGCCCUCUGUUCUGAUCUUUGCACACAAUACGAAAAAACGAAACUCCUGUACCACUUCUGGUGGUCUUUAAAAUGAAGUUUGCUGUUUGGCAGGUGACCCAAUUUGUAGAACAGACCAUGGUUCUUUGCCAUAGUAGACACUUGCUACAGGAUCAGUCUAUUUCUGCAGCCACUUAAAGGUGAAACCAGUGAAAAAACUCCCUUGAUCUGCUUUGGAUGAUCACAUCUCUGUUUAACAUUUAGCUCUUAGCUUUAUGAAGAAGCAUGUAUUGUAGUUUACACACCCUUACUUCUUACAGUUGCACAUGCUAGAGUGGGCCAGAUUUCAAGGCUAUAUCAGUUCUUGGCUGUUCAUCCUCAGGUUUUGUUAAUUUUGUGUACUGAAUGAAGAUUUCCUUUUCUGGUGUGAAUUUUCAUUAUUUGACAAAAACGUCUCCAGCCUUGGAGUCCUCUUCUAUUCAUUAAAUAAGAAGGUAUUGUUGGAGAACAAUAACAUCUUUAGGCAGGAAAGAAGGUCUUUUACAGCUGUGUCUCACUGCCUGCAGUUCUGUGUCUAUUGCAGCUGUAAAGUGAGAUUUGGAGAACUGUAAUUUUGAGAAAGUAAAAUAUUUUAUUUCUUGAGAGUAAACACUUUGCUUAUGUCAGUGAAACAAUUUCUGUACUAGCAACUGCUGAAAUGAAAGCAAUUGUCAAUAAAUACAAUGUUUACUUCAUU
Harpia harpyja (harpy eagle) is the source of this 3459-nucleotide messenger RNA. Its product is annotated as acyl-coenzyme A synthetase ACSM4, mitochondrial-like. Gene Ontology annotation, molecular function: fatty-acyl-CoA synthase activity; fatty acid ligase activity. The transcript has 13 exons. Gene Ontology annotation, biological process: fatty acid biosynthetic process; acyl-CoA metabolic process. Gene Ontology annotation, cellular component: mitochondrial matrix. Bases 420 to 2162 code for a protein of 580 amino acids. The record is from RefSeq and is a predicted model, not a curated record. Lineage: Eukaryota; Metazoa; Chordata; Aves; Accipitriformes; Accipitridae.